Cyphellophora europaea CBS 101466 is the source of this 867-nucleotide messenger RNA. RefSeq lists its product as uncharacterized. NCBI's taxonomy places the organism in Eukaryota, Fungi, Ascomycota, Eurotiomycetes, Chaetothyriales, Cyphellophoraceae. The transcript has a single exon. The record is from RefSeq and is a predicted model, not a curated record. Bases 1 to 867 code for a protein of 288 amino acids.
AUGUCAAUACACAGCAAAGCCCAGUCCUCCGCAGCAAAGGAAGCAAUCAACCACUACACUCGCCGGGCGCCACAGUACGACACAGGAAACGGUGGCUGGCACAUUACGCUAGGUCAAGCAUUCGUCAAUGAGGUCGCUCCCCAGCCAGGCGCGCAAUGUCUCGACCUCGCCUGCGGCACCGGCUUGGUCACCUUUCCUCUCGCUGCAGCUACCGGAACGAACGGUCAAGUAAUCGGUGUGGACAUCACCCCGGCCAUGCUCGAUAUCGCCAGAAAGCGAACUCGUGAGCUGGACUGGGCGCCCAUCGAAUUCAUCGAGCACGACGUCGGCGACCUUGACGAUGUCGAAUCCGUGCAAUACGUCCUGUCCAAACAUGGCGGCUUCGAUAUCAUCUCUUGCUGCUCAGGACUCGUCCUCCUUGCGGACCCCGCAAGAGCCAUCAAGAAAUGGGCCGAACUCCUCAGGCCUGGUGGCAAGCUCAUCGCUGACGUGCCUACAGAAAACCACACCCUGCAAUACAUCUUCUCAUGGGAGCUACGCGGCGCGCUGAACCUGCGAAGCGACUUCAACCGCUCCUGGGUGCAGGACAUCCAUUCUCUCGAGGAGCUAUAUACUGACGCAGGCUUGGCGGUCGAGAGGAGCUGGCGGACGGGAAGUCAGGGCGCCGGGGAGCGCGAAUAUGGCGUCGAGGAGGGCGAGAGGGUGUUUGAGGAGCAGGUGCGGAAAUAUCAGGAGUUUAUGGACCCCAGAAAGAUGGACGAGACGAAGGAUGCUUUCCUGAAGAUAUGGGUUAGGGAGUGUGAGUGCGGUGGUGGGCGCUUCGUGGACGGGCAUUGGCUUUAUGUGACUAUCGCGAGGAAGGCUUGA